This is a messenger RNA of Endocarpon pusillum Z07020, 1761 nucleotides long. RefSeq lists its product as uncharacterized. The coding region runs from base 1 to 1761 and encodes 586 amino acids. Gene Ontology annotation, molecular function: amidophosphoribosyltransferase activity. Gene Ontology annotation, cellular component: cytoplasm. The transcript has a single exon. The record is from RefSeq and is a predicted model, not a curated record. Gene Ontology annotation, biological process: purine nucleotide biosynthetic process; purine nucleobase biosynthetic process. NCBI's taxonomy places the organism in Eukaryota, Fungi, Ascomycota, Eurotiomycetes, Verrucariales, Verrucariaceae.
AUGUGCGGCGUUCUCGCUCUCAUCCUCGCCAAUCCCUCCUCCAUCUCUGCUGCUCUUGAGCUUCACGAAGCACUUUAUCUUCUCCAACAUCGAGGUCAAGAUGCCUGCGGGAUUGCUACAUGUGCAUCGGGGGGAAGAAUAUUUCAGCGCAAAGGCAAUGGGAUGGCCGCCAGAGUCUUCGAAGAGGGUUCACGUGUCAGUGACCUACCAGGAUUUAUGGGGCUUGGGCACCUCAGAUAUCCCACUGCCGGCAGUAGUGCGAAUGCCGAAGCACAGCCUUUCUAUGUCAACAGUCCCUACGGUAUCUGCUUUGCUCACAAUGGCAAUCUUAUCAAUGCCCCGGCGUUGAAGCAAUUCUUGGACUACGAAGCACACCGGCAUAUCAAUACCGAUAGUGAUAGCGAGCUAAUGCUGAAUAUCUUCGCUAAUGAGCUCAAUGAAACAAAGAAGGCUCGCGUCAAUGAUGAUGACCUAUUUGCCAGUUUGAGUAGGAUGUACGAUAGGUGCGAAGGUGGAUGGGCCUGCACUGCAAUGCUUGCAGGGUUUGGAAUUAUCGGCUUUCGAGAUUCAUAUGGUAUUCGUCCGCUGAUCCUUGGAUCGCGACCAGCGUCCCACGGGCCUGGCAAUGAUUAUAUGAUGGCGUCAGAAUCAGUGGCAUUGAAUCAGCUUGGAUUUCAUGCUGUCAGGGACAUCAAACCAGGAGAAGCAGUCAUCAUCCAGAAAGGCGGUGAACCUGUAAUCAAGCAAGUGCAGGCAAGACGAGAGUAUGCACCCGAUAUCUUCGAGUAUGUCUAUUUUGCCCGGCCAGACUCUGUCAUCGAUGGCAUCAGCGUAUAUCGCAGUCGUCAGAGGAUGGGAGAUCGGUUGGCUGUGACAAUUGCUAAUGCCCUUGGACCUGAAGCCAUCAAUGAGAUCGACGUUGUGAUCCCUAUACCAGAAACCGCGAAUACGUCCGCCGCAAGUGUUGCAAGUUACCUGAACAAGCCAUACUGCCAAGGAUUCGUCAAGAACCGUUACAUCUUUCGAACAUUCAUCAUGCCCCAGCAAGCAGCUCGACAGAAAGGAGUGCGUCGGAAAUUGAACGCCAUGACGAUGGAAUUCAAAGGCCGCAAUGUGUUGUUGGUUGAUGAUUCGAUUGUCCGUGGAACGACCUGUAGAGAAAUAGUCACGAUGGCCAGAGAAGCUGGUGCCAGGAAGGUCCACUUCGCCAGCUGUGCUCCACCGAUCACCCAUGCUCAUAUUUACGGCAUUGAUCUGGCAUCGCCUUCCGAGCUACUAGCUCACAAUAGAGAUCCGGACGCUAUUUCAAACCAUAUUGGUUCUGACAGUGUUGUGUAUCAAUCUUUAGCCGAUUUGACCGGAGCGUGCAUCGAUGCAGCACACGAUACCAGUGCAGACACACCAACCAAGUUUGAGGUUGGCGUUUUCUGUGGAUCUUACAUAACUCCGGUGCGAGACGGUUAUUUUGAGCAUCUGGAGCGCCUGCGAGGGGAGGGUCGAAAAUUCAAAGCGAUGGAUAAGGCUCGAGAAGCGGUCGCGCAUGGAGUUGCUACGAGAGAUCAGAUUGAAAUCGCUACUAAAGGCCUUGUGGUGACUGAAGACGGUCAGAUUGUACCUGCUACCAACGGUACCUCGGAGGCUCCCUUGACCAAUAUGUCAGCAAUUGAUAAAGACUCAUGGCCGCCACAUGAGGAGCCAAGUCCAACUGUGAGUGAGCGGAUGGACAUCUCGCUGCACAAUUUUGGGGACUAUCCACUGUAG